AUGCUUCUGAAACUUGCACCGGCUUUUGGGUUAUUGAAUUCCCGUGGCGAUAAUCUGAGUUCUCUGUAUACCUCUGCCACUUCUUCGAAUUUUGUGGGGAAGAGGGGAAAUGGGUUUGUGCUGUGUGCGACGAAGCACACGAACAACAAGCCUUUAACAGGCGUCGUUUUUGAGCCCUUUGAAGAGGUGAAGAAGGAGCUUAUGCUUGUGCCGACUCUUCCCCAAGAUUCACUCGCUCGCCAGAAGUACGCCGAUGAGUGUGAAGCCGCUAUUAAUGAACAAAUCAACGUGGAGUACAAUGUUUCCUAUGUCUACCAUGCCAUGUUUGCCUAUUUUGAUAGGGACAACGUUGCCCUCAAGGGUCUUGCCAAGUUUUUCAAGGAGUCGAGCGAAGAGGAAAGAGACCACGCUGAGAAAUUAAUGGAAUAUCAGAACAAGCGUGGUGGAAAAGUGAAGCUGCAGUCAAUUUUGAUGCCACUUUCUGAGUUCGACCAUAUCGAAAAAGGGGAUGCAUUAUAUGCUAUGGAGCUUGCGCUGUCUUUGGAGAAAUUGACAAAUGAGAAGCUUCUAAACUUGCAUGCUGUAGCCUCCCGAAAGAAUGAUGUGCAGUUAACUGAUUUUGUUGAAAGCGAGUUCUUGGCUGAGCAGGUGGAAUCCAUUAAGAAGAUAUCAGAAUACGUCGCCCAGCUGAGAAGAGUGGGCAAAGGUCAUGGCGUUUGGCACUUUAAUCAGAUGCUGCUCCGUGAGGAGGAAGUUGUUGCCUAA
Fraxinus pennsylvanica is the source of this 765-nucleotide messenger RNA. NCBI's taxonomy places the organism in Eukaryota, Viridiplantae, Streptophyta, Magnoliopsida, Lamiales, Oleaceae. The record is from the annotation of a GenBank genome assembly.